Molecule: messenger RNA, 4221 nt
Organism: Lytechinus pictus (painted urchin)
Lineage: Eukaryota; Metazoa; Echinodermata; Echinoidea; Temnopleuroida; Toxopneustidae
Exons: 1
Coding region: 455-1480 (341 amino acids)
Source: RefSeq, a predicted model, not a curated record
UCAAACUGCGACCUCUCCGUUAACCCAACGGAUGAAAGGACGUGAAGAAUAGGGUGGGUUGCUGAGGUCACAAAAGGCUUCGGGGACCAUUGUUCAAAUAUUGGAAGUGCGGCUUUCAAAAAUCGCUUUUCAAUAGCCCAGCUGAUUUUAGUCGAAUUAGGUAAAAGGUGGAUAAAGUCUGUAUAUAUCAAACACAUAAAAAGCAAACAUAAGUCGCAGAGCGUAAAUGUUUUGCAAACUUCUGCACACCUAGUUGACUCACACGCACUUCGCUCUGCUGGGUAGGCUUGAUUCAUUUUUAUUUUCUCUCUCUCUCUCUUCGAGGACAAAACUUUUGAUGCACUUUGUUCCAAAGUUCGAUGAUAGUAAUGCACUUUGCUCAGCAGACGUAUUGCCUAUCAGGUAAAGUUUGUGGAAACUAACCCCGUAGCAGUUGGAUCGCUUUCAGUCAGCUAUGGCUUCGUGUCAGGAUGGUUGUGAUUUAACACCAAACCAAGAAACGGUUGUCGACAAUGAGUCAACGUGUGGCCAGAACGAUUUUCAUCAGCUGCCAUCCGUGACGGUGCGUGAUGCAAGGACUUUAUCGAUCAGUAGUGCCACCAGCAAAACCAGCGACUGCAGAAAUAGUUCUAGUGAAAGCUAUAGCCCAUUCAGCAGUCCUGAGAGCUCUCCUAACUCAUCGUUGAGUUCAUCAUCAUCAUCCAACGACAUGAUGGAACUUGAUAGGAGAGGAUCUCACCGGUCUUCACCAACCAACAUGAGUGAUAAGGGAAGAUCAGAAGUGCAUUUGGACUUGGAUGCCUUGGAAUCGGGAGUAAGCCAAAUGAGGGAUAAGUUUGAGGAUUUGAGCAGCAAUAAUAACAAUCUGCAUUUCAGCUCACCUACGAAAGAUAAAUUACGGUACAACCGCCGUAGUCUGGUGAGAUCAAGCAGCAGCGCUUGUAGCAGCAUCUCAGAAAACAUGGAAGAUGCGUGUUCAUCGGAAGAAUCUGACGCUGACAGGAACUCCUCCUCCUCAUCAUCCUCCUCAUCACCUCGUAACAAACCACCUCUUCAGAGGAGCAAUGCCAUUCGCGGGGAUGAUAACAUCCAGCCAUCUCCUCGGAGCCUCAGUCCAAUUAGCCCCGUCGAGGAACUGGAAACCUACUCGGGGAUCAAGACAGUUGUAAGACGCCCAAAGAAAUCUCAAAAUGGGGGUAGUAGCCCCAGUUGGAGAUGGAGCGUGAUGGGUGUGGGUACUGGGGACUAUGAUGCGGUUACCAAGUCAUCCUAUAAAGGGCGUCACCCGCCUCAAGUUUCGACGUCGACUCCGACUGGUAGUAGUAACCAUGGUAAUGGACACGCCCCGGUGUUAAGAAGGAGUUCGGUGGGACUGUCAUCAACGUCAACGUUGGUAUCACCAAGGUCGAAUAAGUUAUCAACGGAGUUCAGAAGAUUAUCACUGCAGAUGGAUAUGCCAUGGAGAGGUAGGAUCAUAUAACCUAGUCAUAUAGUGCUUUCAAAACUAUGUAAUCAGAUGCAUAUCGCUUUCAAAACUAAUUGAAGUUAGUUUUAGCCCUUUAAAUUUGUUUCAUAUCUAUAGUCAUGGUGCUUUUAAAACUAUACAAUCAUGUCUGCCGUAGGUCUGCUAUUGUAUCUCAUUCUCAUUUGUUAUGAGCACGAUAAGUAAUGAUGGUCAGCUUGAUGCAUGAUAUCGAUAGAUAUAGUCCUUUUACCUCAUGAAAAUGAAAGCUAUUUUGUAUACGCUCAAUAUAAAUAUGAGUAAGGGAUGGGCUUACAAAUGAGGGUAUGCCUAUAGUUGAUUGCGACAUUACAUAAUAAAGUACAACGCAUCUAAAUUCAUACAUUCAACCACAAUGCAAUGCUGACUUAACAUGGAUGAUAAGAUGGAAGAUUGUAUCGACACGGAUGUCCAGCACCCAUAGAUUGCAGGCUGUAUAUAGUUUGGGUUGAAUUGAAUAGAAUCAUGUAUCCGGGUCCAAUGUUUUGAAUUGUUUCAACCUUCUCUUGGAAGCACGCCUGGGACAAUGUCUAGUUAAGACAUUUCCAGUUAGUCCCCGCCUUAAGUUUAUCACUUUCCGAAUCAAUUUGGAAGAAAAAAAAAAUCAUACUGUGCAUGAAAAAUUCAAUCUAAAAUGUACAUCUCAUUUGAUUUUAUUACUUGAAAUUAAAAGCGAAUGAAAUUGUUAAUCAUUGUUGAACAUAUUGCUAAUGUUCAAGAGUUUAGGAAGUUGUUUACAUCAUCAUUGAAAGCGUAUGGUUGGUAAGCAAUCAAAACAGUAAAUCAUAAUUCAUAAAUGCAAUCAACUUCAACAUAAAAUACUCAUGGAAAGAAAUAUCUAUACAAAUUAUGCAUAAGGUUUGAAUUGUGUGUUGGUUGCAGUAGACUCUGUACUUUAUUAAUAUGGAGGGUAAUAUCUAGCUCAAGGUGCAUAAACGAUUUUUUUUUUUACAAAUCAAAGAUCAAAAUGAUAAUCUUGUCAUAAUUCGACUCACGAACUCAUGAGCCCAUUUCACACGAUCACAACCUCAGAUAAUAUUGAAAAAAAUACAUCAACGUUCCCGAUAAUAUCUUCAGCGCUAAAUGAUUGCCAUCAGUCUGUUUUUCUAACCCCUCAUUCAUUUGAACAUUGAUAACCUGAAUUGUAUCGAUAAUAUCAGUGGCGUGAUGAGAAGAGUCCGAGAGAUUUGAGGGGGCACAGCAUGACGUGUGUGACAUAAUUUCUUAAAAUUCUAGCGAGCCAGCCAAAAUUUUGAACUUAGAAAUAACAUUUAAAAUCUAAUUUAGUGAUAUAUUUUGGCAUGAUAUUCAGAUAAAGAAAAAAAAAUUAAGAAAUCUCACACUUCUUUUUUCUGCAAUUUUCUCAUUUCUCUUGUUAGUGGGGAAAAUUAGGGGACAUGGCCUCACGCUCCUUAUGUACGCAAAUAAAUAAUAUCAUAAAACCAUUGGAUGUUCUCAUCUAAUUUACAAAGUUCAUGGUCCUCUUUCAAUAUUGACCUGGCCUUUUUUCCUUCACACUCUCUCCCAAAUCUAUGAUUCUAAUCUUUAAAAUGAGUUUGGUAUUCCAAGAGUUGAAUUACCAGAUAAUGUAGUCAUUGAAAAAUCAGUCUAAUGAUUUCCUUUCAUGUCUUGAUUAAAAAGUAAUAUGGCAAGAGAUCUUAAAUUGAGAGGGCUAAACAAAAUAUUUGAAUUUAUUGCAAAAGCUACAAAAUCAUGCAGGAAGAAUUAUUCUGGAAAUUGAUCCAUAUUUGCAUACGUCAUCCUAGUAUAUCCAUGAUAUUCUGAAAUGGAAGACUUUAAGUACUCGGCAAAAUGAAUAUAUGUACGUAAUGAUGUUUAAAGUUUUGAAUAAUUUUGCACCUGUUUGUUUGUUUGUUUGUAUUUAUUUCCAUAUAAAAAUAAAAUAUAUACAUGCUCAAUUUAACAUAACGUACAGAUCAUAUAGAGGAUGGCCCAUUUCAGCGGUAUUAAUAAAAUACCACUGUUCUUCCAUGGGGUCCUUUCACCUGAUUAUAUAUGAAUACACAAUUUUCUCGUAAAUCAUACCCUUACUCUCUGCGUACAGAAAAUCACCUUAGUCUCCCAAAACCAAAGUCAAAUAGCUGUAAAUUGGCAUUUUUGUAUAGGGGUGGGGGGGGGGGGCUACCAAUCCAUUUGUUGUCUAGUUCAAUGAUUCAGUCCGUUGAAUCCAAUAUUCAAUUGUAUCUCGGGUUUCCAUAAUUGUUUUACCUGAUGUUGCGUUUUUGGGGGUUUAUUAUGGAAAUAAAUACAAACAUACAAACAAACAAACAAGGAAAAUACGUGUUUGUGAGAGUAUGGGAUGCUGCCUUCACACUAUUCAUAAAAUCUAUGUCGUGCAAAUAAAUGCAAAAUCGGUGCACCUUACUUUUAGGCGAGGUUAAUAAAUCAAACUCAUUCGUUUUGUUUGAUUAUGAAAAUGACUUUUUUUAAACAGUUCACACUGAUUGAAUGAUUUCUAUUCAUGAGAAGAAUGAAGUCAAACCACGACAGAGUUCAAUCUCAAUAACAUAUCCUCGGGCACAUGAAUUGAUGAUAGAUGAUGCAUGAAAUGUGGCCUCUGCAGUUUAACAGAAAUAUAUCUCAAUCAUUGAUCGUAGGAAACGAAACAAUGACUUAUAGGAGUCAAUAUAAUAGUGCAAGAUAAAGUAAACUAGGUCUUUCAAUACAAAUCGGGUUUCAAUAAAUCCAUAAUGAUAGUC